AUGGCCCAAGGUUGCAGAGUGCGGAGGAUGAAGCUUGGGAGCCAAGGCUUUGAGGUUUCGGCUCAGGGACUUGGUUGCAUGGGUCUCUCCGCCUUCUACGGCGCUCCCACUCCUGAGACCAACGCCGUCGCUCUCCUGCGUCACGCCAUUAAUGCCGGCGUUACAUUCCUCGAUACCUCCGACAUAUACGGUCCCAGCACAAACGAGCUGCUGCUCGGCAAGGCUUUGAAAGAUGGGUCGAGGGAGAAAGUGGAAUUAGCGACGAAAUUUGGGAUCACUGGUGUGCAUAUGCAUGGAGAUUGGACAUUUGGUGUGAGAGGAGAUCCAGAGUAUGUUAGGUCAGCUUGUGAGGCGAGUUUAAGGCGUCUUGGUGUUACUUGUAUUGAUCUUUACUACCAACAUCGAACUGAUAUCAAUGUCCCCAUCGAAGUCACGAUCGGAGAAUUGAAGAAGCUAGUUGAAGAAGGUAAAAUAAAGUAUAUAGGUUUGUCUGAAGCUUCAGCUUCAACUAUCAGAAGAGCACAUGCGGUUCACCCGAUAACCGCUAUGCAGAUAGAAUGGUCCUUGUGGUCGAGAGACGUGGAAGAAGAAAUCAUUCCUACCUGCAGGGAACUUGGAAUUGGAAUUGUUGCUUAUAGCCCUCUAGGAAGGGGCUUCUUGGCAUCAGGACCUAAGCUUGUUGAGAAUUUGGACCAAGAUGACUUUCGAAAGACUCUACCAAGAUUCCAACAGGAGAACUUAGACCACAACAAGAUUCUUUACGAGAAGGUUAGUGCAAUGUCGGAGAAGAAAGGAUGCACUCCUGCACAACUAGCCCUCGCAUGGGUUCACCACCAGGGAGAUGAUGUUUGCCCCAUCCCAGGAACUACUAAGAUCGAAAACCUCAACCAAAAUAUUGGAGCUUUGUCUGUGAAACUCACUCCCGAAGAGAUGUCUGAGCUCGAGUCCAUUGGCCAACCAUAG
This is a messenger RNA of Arabis nemorensis, 963 nucleotides long. NCBI's taxonomy places the organism in Eukaryota, Viridiplantae, Streptophyta, Magnoliopsida, Brassicales, Brassicaceae. The record is from the annotation of a GenBank genome assembly.